Messenger RNA from Morus notabilis, 1401 nucleotides. RefSeq names its product fasciclin-like arabinogalactan protein 21. The transcript has a single exon. The coding region runs from base 1 to 1401 and encodes 466 amino acids. The record is from RefSeq and is a predicted model, not a curated record. Lineage: Eukaryota; Viridiplantae; Streptophyta; Magnoliopsida; Rosales; Moraceae.
AUGGCUGUCACUUCAUCUUCCUUCGCUUUUCUUCUUUUCUCCAUCUUUCUCCUCCACUUCUUCAUUGCGACAGCCAUUGAAGGCCAGGAUGGGAGCUUGUUCACCGAUCCAGUAUCUCUACCACCACUGCCGUCUCCGCAAGACGGAAACCUCAUCCAAACCGAUCAGCAAUCCUUCUUCGCCAACAUCGCCAUCCUUCCGAAGAUCCUCUCGCAGCUCGGCUUCCACGAGCUGGCCAUGGCGGCGCCGUCUCUCUCCGACGCUUCCGCUACUGGCUGGUUCGGCCCUUCCACUCUCUUCGCUCCAUCCGACGACUCGAUCCUCUCCUGCGUCUCCUGCUCGGUCCAAGACCUCCUCCGCGAGCACCUCGUCCCUGGUCUCUUCACAGCGGAGUAUCUCCGGAAACUCGCGUUCGGCACCAAGAUCGAGACGCUGAGCCCCGGCCGGUGCAUCACUGUCACGUCCGACAGAUUCGGAAGCGGCGGCGACAACCAAACGGCGACAUCUUCCAAGGUUUUCAUCGGCGGCGUGGAGAUUACGCAACCGGAUCUGUUCAACAAUGGCCUCGUCGUCGUUCACGGACUCCAAGGCUUCAUCGCUCCUCUCUCGCCGUUCUCUUGCGACGUGGAAAGGAUGAACUCUCUCACCUUCCCGUUCAAUCCUGAUCUUCAUUUCCACCGCCACAGUUACCACCACCACCAUCACCAUCGCCAUCGCGGUCGUGAUGGUGAUCUGCCGCGGCUUGGUGAUUAUGCUAAUCCGUUUGCGACGGUGCAGCCUACUAUCAUGCGCCUGAUGCUCAGAGACGCCAUGCUUAGACUCCGCAGCAACGGAUUCAGCAUCCUCGCGCUCGCCUUGAAGGUCAAGUACGCCGAGCUCGUGAACCUGAAAAAUAUGACGGUGUUCGCGAUCGACGACGUCUCUAUCUUCUCCGGUUCGCACUCCUAUAUCAGUAACGUGAGGUUCCACAUCGUGCCGAACAUUCUUCUGUCCAUGGCGGAUCUUGAGAAACUCCCGGUCGGGACCAUUCUGCCGACGCUAGUGGAAGGUCAGGUGCUGGUCGUCACCACCGCCGGAGGUAUGAUCUUGUCGCCGUUGAGGAUCAACUACGUGAGGAUCAAAGUUCCUGAGCUGAUGCGGAAUCUGAAGAUAAUUGUGCACGGAUUGUUCCUGCCAUUCCCUCACAUUACUCCCGGCACCGGUGAGUACGAUGAGAUCCUCGGAGGUGGAGAAGGAAUAUCAGACGUGCAGCCGGAUCGGCAGGUGUCUGAUCGGACGGCGGAAGGAACUUGUUAUCCUGGUCUGUACAACGGAGAUGGAGGAACUUGUGUCCAUCGUGAGGUUGCCGCUAUGCCUCCGGCCAAACUGACGGAGGAGAUCGAAGAUCAUCACGGCCUGUGA